Messenger RNA from Knipowitschia caucasica, 873 nucleotides. The record is from the annotation of a GenBank genome assembly. NCBI's taxonomy places the organism in Eukaryota, Metazoa, Chordata, Actinopteri, Gobiiformes, Gobiidae.
AUGGUGGACAACAGUGUGACCAGCUCCGCACCGCUGUCUGGGGGCACGCGCCUGGAGGCGGUGAUGGAGAAUCUGCAGCGGCAGCAGGCAGCGCGGCUGCGGCAGGCGGAGAAGGAGCUGCAGAGUCAGAGGCAGCAGGCCCUGCUGAGGCACUACCAGGCAGCAGUGCGCUUCACCCCCAGCCUGGGCCCCCUCAUGGCCCCUGGCAUGGCCCCUGGCAUGGCCCUGGGGCUGCGCGGACACUCCAGGGCCCACAGUGAGGAGCAGGACGACUCUGAGGAAGAGGAGCCGCUGGAGGAAGAGGAGGAGGAGCGCUUCUCUACACAACCCCUUAUCAGCAGAGUCCCCCCGGGGCUGGUCCCUGCUGUUCCUCCGGGGCUGGUCCCGGUCCAGUCCAUGCAUCCAGAGUCUCCUCAGAACCCACAGCACGAGUGGACCUACGAGGAGCAGUUCAAGCAGCUGUACGAGUUGGACAACGACGAAAAACGUAAAGAGUUCCUGGACGACCUGUUUGGAUUCAUGCAGAAGAGAGCCCGCCUCCCCCCGCCCUCACCCCGCCCUCACCCGCCUCCCCCCGCCCUAACCCCGCCCUCAUCCCGCCCUCAUCCUGCCCUCAUCCCGCCCUCACCCCGCCCUAACCCCACCCUCACCCCACCCUCACCCCGCCCUCCCCCCCACCCUCACCCCGCCCUCCCCCCGCCCUCACCCCGCCCUCACCCCGCCCUCCCCCCCCCCACCCGCCCCCCCCCCCUAACCCCGCCCUCACCCCGCCCUAACCCCGCCCUCACCCGCCCUACCCCGCCCUCACCCCGCCCUAACCCCGCCCUAACCCCGCCCUCACCCCGCCCUCACCCCGCCCUAACCCCGCCCUAA